Molecule: messenger RNA, 2563 nt
Organism: Linum trigynum
Lineage: Eukaryota; Viridiplantae; Streptophyta; Magnoliopsida; Malpighiales; Linaceae
Source: the annotation of a GenBank genome assembly
AUCGUACUUCGAUUUAUGCAAUUUGUUGGAGUGAAGUUGUAAUCUCAUCGCUCUUAUAGUGAUCGGGUGUUGGUGGCGGUUUAUUUUUAUUCCGGUAGACCGUAACAAUAAGUGGUCGACCUCUUUGCUAAGGUAUGUCUCGUAUGUGCUUGUUAAUGCUUGUAUGUGGUUAAAUUUUCCCACCAUCCGGUCGACCACCUCCACCAUCCGGUCGACCGUACUUUUGUAAUUAUAUGAUUAGGUCGACCUUUCAGUAAAUUCUGGUCGACCGCAUGUUUGUUAUUUAGUAAUAAAGUCGACCGUACAGUUCAUUCAGGUCGACCUGACGAGAGCUAAUUGUGUAUGUUUUUUACAUUAAAUCGUUUCAGGAUGGAUAACAGAGAUGAUACAGAUGAUAGAGAUGAUGAUGAGGUUAACUUUGAUGAGGAACCUAAGGAUGCUCAAGAAGGAGCUAUGGAUAAUUCAGAUGAUACAGAUAAUACGGAUGAUGAAGUGGUUGGGGAUGAUAAUGAAACCGAGGGUGCUGAAGAAGAAUUUAUGGAUGAUGAAGAAGCUACUGAAUAUGAACAACAAAUUCCUUCCAUGGAGUUCCAAACAUUAGAAGAUGCAGAGAAAUUUUACGAUUCCUAUGCUAAAGCGAAAGGAUUUAGCGUUCGACGUAGAGAUCUUCGGAGGAAUCGUCGAGGAGUAGCAAUUGGGAGGACAAUGGUAUGUUCGAGAGAGGGGACUAGAGAUAAGAUGCAUAUAGAUAAAGAAGGUCGGACUCGACAACAUCGUAAGAUGACAAGACAUUAUUGCAAGGCAUCGUUUACUGUACGCUUUGAUCGGAAUAAGAAAAUGUGGGUUGUUUCUAAGUUUGAGAGGAAGCACUCACAUCGUUGCUGCAAUGAAGAAGAAACUCAAUUCCUUCGGUCUCAUCGAAAUGUGAGUGAAGGAGACAAGGCUCUGUGACUCGCUAUGACACAACACCUAACAAAGGCCAAGUGUAACCAAUGAAAGGGACUGCAGUAUAGUGGCUCAAGUUAUAAAUAUCGAAUCCACGGGUCUCUAGAGUUUAUUAUUUAGCAAAUCAGAUUAAGAUGAAAGAACUAAAACUACUCUAGCAAACUACAGUUAAAGUUAAUCUAAUUACAGGUUGGGAACUCACUUAGGUAUGAUUUCCCCUAGCCACUAGCCAGAUUAACGAUUGAUGAUCUCUAACUUGUUUCACUUUCAUUCACAAUGCGGAGAAUCCUUGACUAGACCUUGAGUCUCGACUAAAGGAACAAGGCCCUCUUGAGUCAAUUGCCUAGAGGGACGUAUCCUUCUCUAGAACAACUGAUCAUGGCGUUCUGAACUAGACUCCCUCUAUCGAAAUAGGUUCUCAAUCGAUACAAAGCAGUGAAUCAACCCUUGACUAAAGCAAUCGAUCCACUACUAUCAAUCUAUGGUGCUCUAUUGACCUAAUCAGGUAUUCCCUCUCAUAGGAUCAAAGCAGAAUCAAUAAUCUCGACUAAAGCAGAAUUGAAUCAUGAAAACAUGCAUAGAUUGAAUAUGAACUCAAGAUUAUCAAGGCAGAGUACUCAUACAAUCAUCCAAUCAAACAAACAUAGCUAGGGUUCCUCAAAACCUAAGUGAAGGGAAGUUACUCCAUAGAGAAGAGAGAGACUGCAGUAAGAAUCUUCAGGUGAUCAUUCUUCAAGUCCGGGCUUGUUCCUCGAGCUUCCAAGGCGAAGAAAUCCUCCAACUCCACUCCAAGAAUGCCCUCAAAUCGCCCUCUCUCUCUUUGGUUCGUCCCUUGGGUGUUUGGGAUCCAAAACCCAGCUCUCCCCUUUCCUUUUGGCUGAAAAUCUGCUUAAAAGGGCAUUAGUGGCCAAAGCACGGUCGACGGCACGGCCGUGCUUUGCCUGACUCCGCCCGUGCCUCGACCAGGGCUUAAUUACACGGCCAGCAAGUGGGUUAAACACGGCCGUGCUUCGCAAUGUACACGGUCGUGCUUCGACUGAACACGGCCGUGCUUCGGUGCCCGUGUUUGCAGCUGAAUUGGCCAAACUGAAUUUGCUCUCGGCAUAAAAAGCACGGCCAGCAGUACACGGCCGUGUAAUGCCUUAGGCUGCCCGUGUUUUGGCUCCAGCUCACCGAAAUGACUUCCGAAUGCCCCGAAACUCGUGCUUAGCCUUCCCUUUAACGCCUGAGACCUGAAACAUGACAAAAUAGCACAACCCGGCGUAAAAUGGGCCAAAACACACGACUAUACUCCUCAAACGGAUAAGAACUAGGGGCGAAAACAUGUGCAUUUACAUCGUUAUCAAAUUCCCCCACACUUAACCGUUUGCUUGUCCCCAAGCAAACCUAACUCAAACCAAUGCAACUCUCCAGACCUCUAUAGCAACAAACAACCCAGAUUGUAGGUAGAGGACUUCCUAGAUCAUUUAGCAGCUUACGAGGUCAACCGACGCACAAGUCAUCUCAUAGCUUCUUCGGCGAGAACACUAGUAUCGAGUCGGCAACAUGGCAAAUAGUGAACAGAGGACAAAUGAAUUGUGGAUGAAGAGAUUCUCAAAAACAAAAGAUCAUGGACUCA